Molecule: messenger RNA, 3732 nt
Organism: Chanos chanos (milkfish)
Lineage: Eukaryota; Metazoa; Chordata; Actinopteri; Gonorynchiformes; Chanidae
Gene: znf644b
Product: zinc finger protein 644b
Exons: 6
Coding region: 1-3732 (1243 amino acids)
Biological process (GO): regulation of transcription by RNA polymerase II
Cellular component (GO): nucleus
Molecular function (GO): DNA-binding transcription factor activity, RNA polymerase II-specific; RNA polymerase II cis-regulatory region sequence-specific DNA binding
Source: RefSeq, a predicted model, not a curated record
AUGGCAGACGUUAGAGAGACGGCAGAGGAAAGGAAAGAUUCGGACUCUCAGACUGACACAGAACCAGUUCCGGAGCUUCCAUGCCCUCACAAAUCCUCUAAAGAUGACGACGCUUCUGUUCUGCCAGAGUGUUUGUCCUCAGACACUCAUGAAAGCCCUUUAAAUGGAGCCCACCCGAAUGCAUUUGUCCAUGACAGUAUUCCUGAUGCUCCCAGCAUGUGUGAGUCUGCGCCUCCAGGAACACUUGUUAAUGGACCUGCUUCACACCACAGCUCAGAGGAGCUCGACAUAUCCAACAAAGAUGGCAGUGUCCCAAACGAACCCCCAAGGCCGGUGAAGGAGGACACAGGCCCGGAUGUGCCACAGCCCUCCGGUGAGCUUCAAUCAGACUCUAAGAAAAAAGCAGAGCGGCCCAUUCAGAACAUAACACCCUUGGGUAAACCUUCUGAAUCUGAUGACAGCGAGUCAGAACUGCCCCAUGGCAUUCUACCUGAGGAUAAGCUUGAGAACAUGCCAAUCAGCCAACUUUGGAUGAGGAAGGGGAAAAAGAGUCGAUCCAUUUGGGACUUUGACUCCGGGAGUGAGUCCUCAGAAAGUUCUUCUGAAGGCCUUGAUGACCUGAACUGGGUCAAGCGAGAGGAGUUUAUGACAUUCUUAAUGAAUGGCAGAGUAGAGGGUGGAAGCGUACAGAAGAAAAUGGUGGAUGAGCUUCCAACUGCUAGUCAUAGAAAGAGAAGGAGAAAAACGCAUAUAGCCAGAAGAAUGGGCACACCAGAAAAACUUUACAACAAUCUCAGCCAUGGUGCCCUAACUGAAGACAGUUCCGAUUUCGAUUUGUUCGUUAACAAAGAACUUGGCUUCGGGAAAAAGCCUGGUUUGACAGCUUGCGCAGAUUCAUGCCUUGAAAAUUUCAGCAAUGAAACAGCCGUCAUCAAAGAGCUCGAUUUCAGAGAACAAGAGGAAAAACAGAAUGACAGAGGGAGCGACAUCGGAGAAAGAAACACCUACGCAGGUGGCAAACCUGAGCUGAUUAAGACAAAAUCAACAUCGUGCUCCAAGCAGGAGCCCUCAUUCUUUCCAUGCACUAAGUGUAAUGUUAAGUUCAAUGAGAAGAGGCAUUUGCAUAGGCAUAUGAUGUAUCAUUUAGAUGGGAAUAAUCAGGCAAGGCUUGAGAACACCCCGCGGCCAUUCAUCUGUAGGGAGUGCGGGCGCUCGUUCCGCGAUCGCAGCUCUCUGCAGAAGCACAUGGUAAUACACCAAGCAAGGAGAGAAAGAUUGAUUGAAGAGAUUAGGGGUUUAAACAAGCUCCGGGAUGAGGGCAGAGGAGCCAGAUUACAGUGUCCACAGUGCAGCUUUGGCACAAACUGUCCCAAAACGUUCAUUCGGCACGCCAAGAUGCAUGAGAAGGACAAACGCUACUACUGCUGUGAGAACUGUGACCACGUGGCUGUGACCAAACUGGAGCUGGAGGCUCACCAGCGAGUGGCUCACUUUCAUCACAGUCAACCCAGACCUCCAAAGACUUCAUAUUCCUGUACAAUGUGCAAUUUCAGCACUCAAAACAGAAAUGUUCUCAAAAAGCACAUUGAGCUCAUUCACCAACAAUCAUAUGACGACGAUUGUGAAUUUGAGCCACAGAAUCAGGAAUCUGAGCCCUAUAUGUUUGAACAAGACUCUUCAGUGCACCAGACCAAAAAUGCUGAAUCACCUCCUCUUCCACUUCAGCCAGAACUCCGUGCAGAGAUGCAUACUCUCAGGAAAGAUGCUGAUUCAUCCUUUUGUGCCAAUGGAAUUGCGGACCAUUUUGAGAGAAAUAGAGUCACUCAAAAAGCCUGUGAAGGUUUCAGCUCUUCUCUGAUCAAAUGGAGCUUUAGCAGCUCAGCAAAGACAAGAAGUAAGUCUUUCCAGAGAUCUGACAAGUCAAGCAAAUUAUCUCUUCAGCAUACAGAAAAAAUAGACGUGACUACAGGUCUACCCUAUUUUGAAGAGGACAAUGGAAACUCAUCCUUAGAGAAGAAGACAAAAUAUGUCUCAAGCUCUCACGUUUAUCCUCCAACCAGAACUGAUAUUUUUGGCAAAGGAACUUCUCCAAGAUACGUGGCCAAUCACUUUCAUAGAUCUCCAUCGAAGAGAAAAAUGUCAAUUCCCUAUCGCAAUACGUCAGAAAAUGUACCUUACAGACUUCUACCAAAAUGCAAGCCAGUGUCUUCAGAUUUCACCUCAUCCAGUCACAGAGAAGUAGACCAUAAUGAGGACAUCUACGAUUUCAGAGAAUGUUCCAGUGAAACUACUUUAAAGUUUCAGGACAGCAGAAAAAAUGAACAGAGCUCUUACACCCCCAGUUCUGUCAUUCAUAGACAGGGGAUUGCAUCAACAGGGCACACUUACCCCUCCAGCCAAUACUCUGACAAACUGGAAGAAGACAGCAAUGAAAUUCAGACAUUGAUUGUGAAGGAAGAAUGCAUCGAGAGGGAGGUGAGCGAGAGCACUCCAGAUUCGUGGGUUCAUCAAAAAGAUCCCUACGUAGACUUUGAUAUUCACCCCGUUUUUGAGAUUGAGAGGAAGGCUUGCCCUUAUUGUCCUGCCAUGUUUGAGUCAGGAGUGGGGUUGUCCAAUCACGUGCGAGGUCACCUACACAGGUUGGGGCUUAGCUACGAUGCCCGUCAUGUGGUGUCACCUGAGCAGGUGGCCUCUCAGGACCGUCACCCACGUAUCCGCCGAAAAUUGUCCUCAACCUUCCGGAGAACGAAGAAAACCGAGAAAUCAGAAGCACAGACAGAGCACACCUGUCCAUUAUGCUGGGGCUGGUUUGACACUAAAACUGGCUUGUCAAACCACGUGCGGGGUCACCUGAAACGGAUUGGUCGUCCCAUCUUGAGUACCAGCAAGUCACCGUUGUGCAUCUUGAACGAGCUGCUCCAUGACGAGAACGAACGGCAGAACAUUCUGCGGGAACUGAGAGGAAAACAGCAUCUUUCACGGCCCUUCGUGUCCCAGAAGUUUGCAGGAAGUGACGGUCUCUUCCUCACACCCAUAGGUGUUCCAGUGAAGAUCCAACAUGCGACUGCUGUGCCUGGCACUGGCAGUCGGGGUGAUGCAGAGAGGAAGAAGAGGUUGGAGGAAGAGGUGAAGGACAGUUGUGAGCCACCAUCAAGCACUUUAGUGGAGCUGUUAAAGAGGAGGAAGUUGGAUGGAGAAAUGGAGCUUAGAGAUGAAACUCUUGCUGACAGAAAACAAAACAUUGGGACUGGCACGCAGGGUUUACGGCCAGAUCCCAACUGGAGUCAAGAGAGGAGUGAAAUUAAUAAAAAGGUCUGCAUCCAUUGCAACGCAACUUUCCAUAGUGCAGUCAGCCUGUCCAAUCACCUUCGAGCGUACACGCGCAGACAGAGGAUUGCCAUGUUGGAAGGAACUACUUAUGACUGUAAACAGAGGAAGCCUAGAUCAAGAACUGGGCCAAAAAAGAAGAUAUUCCACACACCACUCUCAGCAUCUGAGGAGAUCUACAGACUGACCUGCAGGUUCUGUGAUUUAGUCUUUCAGGGUCCACUCUCUGUCCAGGAGGACUGGGUCAAACACUUGCAGAGACACCUUAUGCACACUAGUGUCCCACAGAGUGGGGCUGCCAUGGUGGAGGUGACAGCCGUAUGUACUGAGCUUUCUCCCCCUCCACCUGAACGACUGCUCCUGCAGAGACACACUCCUCCUCAGCUGCCUCAGGGGGUCACUUAA